AUUUUACGGAAAAACUCCUCGUGGAAAAAUGUUUUAAAACAAAAGCAGAAUUCUUAAAGUAAUGUUUCUUGAAUUUGUAUCUAAUUCAAUACAAUUCAAAAGAUGGCAGUGGACGUGGAAGCGUCGCCGAAUAUAACACAAACGCUCUCCAGCCUCCUUCAGGAAAUGUUUAUAGCUACCGACGAUGCAGACAAUAAUCGGUCGACUGUCGAUCUAUCCCAGUUUCUUUCCGCUCUGAGAGUACAAACCCGGAAUACCACACACGAACAUCUGGAUUUUGGAGCAAUAGUUAAGUUGGUAGAUGGGUUGAGGAAUAAGCUGAAUCUGACUAAAUCUUCAGAAAUUUCCUGCAAUUACUGUUCCGGCAGCUUCCGCGAUGUCGUACUGGCAUAUAACGGCUUGCAUGGAUACUUUAGCCUGCUUGUUUGUGUCUUUGGUAGCCUGGCGAACGCCCUGAACGUGGCGGUGCUGACGCGGCGCGACCUGGCCGCGGCGCCCAUCAACCGGCUGCUCAAGUGGCUGGCCGUGGCCGACGUGUUCGUCAUGCUCGAGUACGUGCCCUUCGCCGUCUACAGGUAUCUGGUUUUACCGGGGCAACGGGAAAUGCCGUACAAGUGGGCGGCGUACCUUCUGUUCCACAUGCAUUUCGCACAAAUCUUCCACACGGCUUCCAUAUGCCUCACGUUGUCCCUCGCUAUGUGGAGAUAUGUCGCUAUCAAGUAUUCGGACAUGAGUCACAUUUUGUGCACAGAGAGGCGAUGCAGCACAGCCAUACUAAGCAGUUUUAUUUUACCGCCUAUACUUUGUAUUCCGACAUAUAUGGUGUUUGACAUCCAUACGGCUGUGGUACUGGAGCCGACGGGUCCCAUGGUUCUAUACCAUGUUGACGCCGAUCAAGAAGGAAAACUGUAUCAGAUCAACUUUUGGGUGCACGCAGUGGUCAUCAAAUUGCUACCUUGUUGCAUCUUGACAGUGAUCAGUCUAUGGUUGAUACGUGAAGUAUACAGAGCGAACCAGCACCAAAAAAAAGUUAGAGUUUAUUCGGCAUGUCCGACUAAUAGUAAGAUGAUGAAGAGGCAGUACAAGGCAGAUAAGCGGACAGAUAGGACGACCAAGAUGCUGGUAGCGGUUUUGUUGCUGUUCCUGGUGACAGAAGUUCCGCAGGGUAUUUUGGGAUUGCUAAGCGGUGUGCUGGGGCGCUGCUUCUUCAAGCGCUGCUACGACCUGUUCGGCGAGCUGAUGGACGCGCUGGCGCUUCUGAACGGAGCCAUCAACUUCGUGCUGUACUGCUCGAUGUCGCGCCAGUUCCGCAUGACGUUCGGCCAGCUCAUGUGGCGCGCACAUCUGCACCACUGGCCACCACCAACCGCGUCACACUCCGAUGGCCAAACAACAGCCAAAACUUCGGUUCCGUGAGGGAAGAUCGUACAAGAGAAACGAGCAAACAUCUUGCAACAAUUUCUGUAAAUAUUUCAUUAGUCUUUAUAAAGCUAGUC
Cydia fagiglandana is the source of this 1496-nucleotide messenger RNA. It is a transcript of the gene NGR-A3, whose product is annotated as G-protein coupled receptor dmsr-1-like. Gene Ontology annotation, biological process: G protein-coupled receptor signaling pathway. Gene Ontology annotation, molecular function: G protein-coupled peptide receptor activity. The record is from RefSeq and is a predicted model, not a curated record. The coding region runs from base 103 to 1416 and encodes 437 amino acids. NCBI's taxonomy places the organism in Eukaryota, Metazoa, Arthropoda, Insecta, Lepidoptera, Tortricidae. Gene Ontology annotation, cellular component: plasma membrane. The transcript has 6 exons.